AUGAGUUUUUAUAGACAUAUAUUUGUACUAUUCGUUAUAUUUUUACGUAAUAUAGAAACUGUCGGCAAUCCUGACUUGGUAUUAGACGGUGGACUUGAAAAUCCCUCACCUUUAGCUGUUGGACUAUUAUUUUUCAUUAAAGUUAAUAAUACUUCUGAAAAUGAUUACGAUAUUGAAUUGACGCCUGAUGAGUGCUGUCUCAAUGACGAUGAUAAUAUUGAUUGUGAUUAUUUGAAUAUUUUGGGAGGAUGCUAUGAUCACGUACCAAGAUAUCGAACAAAAAUUUUAAGAGUUGUAGCACCACUCUUAGAUGUUUAUGAAAGAAACGGCUACUGUAACGUCUUCAUUGAUUCAAAAUCACAUAACAGUCCUAAUAAGAGAGAUGCUUUAAAAAUUAACUUCGAUACUACAAUAAGAAAUAAUGAAUACAAUUUAGGUCGUAAUCUAAAGCACUGUAGUAACAGAGAUGAAGAUCCAUUUGAUGAUUGCAAGCCAGUCAAUUGUGAUACUUAUUACAAUGGAAAAAGGUCUUAUUUUAGUCGAAAAUAUAAAAGAUGCGUUAACGUACCACCAUGCGUUUCAGAUGAUCAAUCUGAAUAUCCCACAGUUGUAUACAAUCCAAUAAUUAAUACAUGCAACGAAGAAUCAGUAAAUAAAAGAGAUUUAGAAAUUGUCAAGAACCUAAGCCGGAAAGCCAAACAUAGAAAAGCUAAAGAUGUAUUAAUAAUUAGUAAAUUUCGUCCAAACGUUACUGAAUUUGUAAACACUAUUGAUUUAAUUGAUGACGUUAUAAGAACUACAGCUAAACCUAUAAAACAUGUAAUUAGUUCUUCAGAAGAGGUAAAUCAUUAUUGUAUUCAAUCGUUCUGGAAAAGAUACUUCGUUGAUAAUAAAUGGACUAUAAUAGUAUUUUCAUCUAUAGUAACAAUACAGUGUUUCAUGAUUUUUACGAUGUUUUAUUGUUUAUCUAAAACUUGCAUUUGUUGUGAAGAUAAAAAAGUUGUCCGGAAGUUUUUUAACUACCGCCAAGAUGUUUCAGUAACUACACCAUUGAUUGCUACAAGUAAUAUUGACACAGAAACUGACUAUCAAUACAUGAGCGAGACUUCUAACAAUGUCGAGCAAAAGAUUAAAUGUUACAAAGCUUGCCAAAAAGAAAAUCAGAAUUUAAAGACAAGUAUGUCUGAUGAUAUACUAUCUAAAUGUUUAAAUAGACGCGAUUGGAAGAAAUUUAAAUCAGAAGCUAUAACUGAAAUUAAUAAAGACACAGAAAUGCAAAAGACUGACUUUGAAAUAAGAGAUAUCAAUUUAUCAAAAAAUGAUAAAUUUGGAAAAUUUGAAGAAAAUAAAGUCGUGUUUGAAGAUGAAAUUAAAAAUGUUGAUAGAGAUAGAACUAAAACUGUUAGCAUUGUUAGCAAUUCAGAAAUAAUGCGACAAGAAAGUUCUAAUAUUGAAGCCAAUAAUAUAGCCUCGGAAAAGGAAAUCAAAUGUCAUAGCUACAGUUGUUUUGAUGCACCUGAUAUAAAGCCGCUUAGAAAUACUUGUUUUAUCAAAGACGAUAAAGCUAAAAUUAAUGCGCCAUCGGUUUCCACCGAAAAGGGCGCUCAAAUAUACUUUUCCAAUGAUUCAAUCGACGAUUUCUUAUCAGAACGAGGAGUUACUUAUCUUGCCGGCGAAAAUAUAUCAAAAUACACAUUUUCAAGUGAUUUCAAUAAUGUUAAACAAUCACCAUCUAAAGUUUCCAGUAAAACAUCGAAAAAUUUUGUCAGAAAUGUGCUUUCUUUGUUACGUAAGAAGUCUAAGCUUGGUACUAAUUCGGAUCCUGGUAAAAAUAAAGAUACCGAUGUUAAAUUAAUACAUAUGUCAAAAGCAACUAUUUACACAUCAAGCAAUGACUCGGACUACAUAAGAACAUUGAGGAGGAAUGAUUCAAGGACAUCUUUUUAAUUUUUAAGUUUUUUAGAUUGUACCUACU
Messenger RNA from Melitaea cinxia (Glanville fritillary), 1975 nucleotides. RefSeq lists its product as uncharacterized. The transcript has 2 exons. The record is from RefSeq and is a predicted model, not a curated record. Lineage: Eukaryota; Metazoa; Arthropoda; Insecta; Lepidoptera; Nymphalidae. The coding region runs from base 1 to 1947 and encodes 648 amino acids.